AUGUCUUCCACCACCUCUAUUCCCCCAUCAGUCAAUGCCAUGGUUGUCGAUGAGCAGGCGAUGAGUCACAAACCUGGCAAGUUUACUGGAGACCCCAGACCUCCUCGCCAGCAUGAGCAAGACUCAGACGCCCUCAGUGCCUUUACAUGCUUCUUCCAUGCCAAGGUGCAAGUGAAGGAACUAGCCAUCUGCAAGGAGGCCCAUGCCUUUGAUCAACUUGUCUGGGCUGAGCGGGCUCACCAUGCCACUCCCUAUCAUGCCUGUGGAUGCAACUUGACCCUUGAUCAUUGUGCCCCAGCUCCCAUCGUCCCAGUUCCUGAUCCAGGUCCAGAUGUCUCAGAGAUUGUUGCUGCUGCUGAGCAGCUUGACCUCAAGCAGGUUGGCCACAUGCCUCAUAUCACUAGUGAGGACAUGUUUGGUAGAUUGAUCUCUAUUGGCUUAUUGGUGUCCAACGUGCUCAUCCUUGCUGUUCUCUUAGCUGUGUUUGCUUCUGUGACUCGAUCUUAG
Suillus subalutaceus is the source of this 507-nucleotide messenger RNA. RefSeq lists its product as uncharacterized. The record is from RefSeq and is a predicted model, not a curated record. NCBI's taxonomy places the organism in Eukaryota, Fungi, Basidiomycota, Agaricomycetes, Boletales, Suillaceae. The transcript has 3 exons. Bases 1 to 507 code for a protein of 168 amino acids.